This is a messenger RNA of Trifolium pratense (red clover), 1547 nucleotides long. Its product is annotated as 3-oxoacyl-[acyl-carrier-protein] reductase 4. The record is from RefSeq and is a predicted model, not a curated record. The transcript is spliced from 11 exons. Gene Ontology annotation, biological process: fatty acid biosynthetic process. Gene Ontology annotation, molecular function: 3-oxoacyl-[acyl-carrier-protein] reductase (NADPH) activity; NAD binding. NCBI's taxonomy places the organism in Eukaryota, Viridiplantae, Streptophyta, Magnoliopsida, Fabales, Fabaceae. The coding region runs from base 207 to 1172 and encodes 321 amino acids.
ACCUAACUAAGAACUUCACAGCAUCUAUAUACUUCGUUUGUAUCGUCCCACUUCUACUUCGUUUGCAUCUAACACUACGGAGCUUCCAAUGUACUAACAAACACAACAGAAUUUCAUUCCAUUUUAAAACCCAAAACCGUUCCCUCUUCUCUUCAUAUUUUCUGGCUUCUUCAAUUUUCUCUUCUCCUCUCAUUUUCAGAACAGCAAUGGCUUCUCUUACCGGAUCCAAUUGCGUCGCCCUCCGAACCGCCAAUUUUGCCGCCGCUUCCGCCACCCGUAAAAUCGGUCAGAUCCGGCAAUGGUCUCCGGUUCUCAAUAAUCUCCGUCCAGUUUCCGGUCUUUAUUCUAGAUCCAAUACUUCGUUUAACUCCACUGGUAUGAGAGUACAGGUUGCUACUUUGGCGGAAGCUGGAACCGCAGAAACUCAGAAAGUGGAGGCGCCGGUUGUAAUUGUAACCGGAGCUUCCAGAGGUAUUGGAAAAGCUAUUGCGCUAGCUUUAGGUAAAGCAGGUUGCAAGGUCUUGGUCAACUACGCAAGAUCAUCCAAGGAAGCCGAAGAGGUUUCUAAGGAGAUUGAGGCACUGGGUGGGCAGGCUCUAACAUUUGGUGGAGAUGUUUCUCAACAAGAUCAAGUGAACUCUAUGUUUAAAACUGCAGUAGAUGCUUGGGGAACUGUUGAUAUAUUGAUAAACAAUGCUGGAAUAACCAGAGAUGGUUUAUUGAUGAGAAUGAAGGAAUCUCAGUGGAAUGAUGUUAUUAAUAUAAAUCUCAACAGUGUUUAUUAUACCACACAGGCAGCUGUUAAGAUUAUGGUGAAGAAUAAGAAGGGAAGGAUAAUCAAUAUUUCAUCUGUUGUUGGUUUAGUUGGCAAUGCCGGACAAUCCAAUUAUGCUGCUGCAAAAUCAGGAGUAAUUGGCUUCACAAAGUCUAUUGCAAGGGAAUUUUCUAGCAGAGGCAUCACUGUUAAUGCUGUUGCUCCAGGAUUUAUUGCAUCUGACAUGACUGCCAAGUUAGGAAAAGAUCUCGAGGCAAAGAUUUUGGAGGGAAUUCCAUUAGGACGAUAUGGCCAACCAGAAGAAGUUGCUGGACUAGUGGAAUUCUUGGCCCUUAAUCCAGCUGCCAGCUACAUCACUGGGCAGGUUCUCACCAUUGAUGGAGGUAUGGUGAUGUAAAUCAAUUAUCUGUUUCACUAGCAAUCUGAGCUCCUACACCUAAAUCACAGUUCAUCCAAUUGGUUGUCAACUACUAAAUGGCGAUAGUUCGUUCUUUGCUGAGUUUUGCUUGAGCUCUACCUUGUGAUUUAUAGUAGAAUCUUAGUUGAGCUUAUUCAUGAAAUGAAAGGUGUUUUAACAAGGUCAUGUUAGCAGAAUAGGAAUAAUAAUUGUUACUAUAUUUUAAGCUACUCGUCACUUUGAGGAUUAGUUUUUCCUUCCUAGAUGGUCUUUGCUAGCUCAUUGAUGCAGUGUUCUUUAUUCUGAUUAUAUGCAAUAGUAUAACUGUAAAAGCUAAGUUUUGUGGCAAUUAUUCGAAUUAUUUGGUUUGAGAAA